Molecule: messenger RNA, 3720 nt
Organism: Malassezia sympodialis ATCC 42132
Lineage: Eukaryota; Fungi; Basidiomycota; Malasseziomycetes; Malasseziales; Malasseziaceae
Gene: ATP10
Exons: 6
Coding region: 1-3720 (1239 amino acids)
Biological process (GO): mitochondrial proton-transporting ATP synthase complex assembly
Cellular component (GO): mitochondrial inner membrane
Source: RefSeq, a predicted model, not a curated record
AUGUGGACACGCACCAGAAUCACCGAUGAGGAGGAGCUUUACCAGGAGAUCGUAAUGAGGCUGAGGCAUCGUGUGAUCCUAGACGACGGCAGGCCGUGCCAGUGCACGUACGUGCAGUAUGUGAGGGGCAUGAUCUUCAGUGUAGCUAGUGUCUACGUAGUUGGGGUGCCGGGCGGCAUUCGUGACAUACACACACGAGGCGCGUCGCGUCUUUUGUCUACCGAGAAGGAAAAGAGUGCGCGUCCCGAGACUGGCCAAGCCACACAGACAGGCACGGAGCACAGCUCGCAACGACCUGAUCCGCCCUACACGAGCUCGGUCUCCGAAGCCGCUGCUGCGGCGAAUGCCGAGCCGCUGCCGUUCCUGUCACAGCCUCUGGGUGUUCCCAAGCGACCUACGUCGGAAAGCCCGUCGUGGGGCGAGAAGCAUGCGGAAUGGUUCAAUCGCGAUGCGCGGCUCGCUAAGCGGCGCAUGAUGUACAAAUCACUGUACUUCCCAGAUAUCGCCGGCACUUGUCUCGCCGACAAGAGCAAAAAGCACACGGCGGACAUGCUGUAUGACCGCGUAUCGAUCGUGGCGAUGCUCACGUCCAAAGUGUCCGAGGAAAACUCGCUCAAGGCCUACCUACUCUCGCUCUUUGUCUCGUCGCUGCGCGCCCAUAUCCCGACGGAGCUGCAGUCGACGUACCUGCUGAGUCACCAGAGCAUGGAUCUGGUGCGCGACGCCAUGGGGCUCCACAACAAGCAUGUGGGCUAUACCUAUCUGGUCGGACCAGACGGCAAGAUCCGCUGGGCUGGCAGUGCCUUUGCCGAGCCGGACGAGGCGCGCGCGCUCGUCGCCGACGUGCCGCACGCCAUGGAGCGUGUCCAGUACUCGCUGGAGCGCUCGCUCCCGCAGCUGAAGCUGCUUGAUGAGCAUGCCAUCCUGUCGAAGGAAGAGCUGCGCUCUGUGACGAGCCAGCGCCAAGACUUUGAGGCGCGGCUCAUCCGCCGCCAGGCCGAGAAGGCCGACUUUGUGCGGUACUUGGACUUUGAGUCGGACCUUAACUCGCUCAUUGUGCUGCGCGCGCGCGAGCGUGCACGCGAAGCGGCGGAGCGUGUGCGGGCAGGCGACGAAGAUGCACGCUCACGCCUGCUGCCCCGCACCUUCUUCGCGAAGCAGUCCGCGAGCUAUUCGGCGCAGUGCGUGGCGAUCUUUGAGCGCCUCGUGCGCAAGUUCCGCUGGGACGUCGACGCGUGGAUCCGUUACCUGUCGUGGGCGAAGGGGCGCAAGAUGCGCGUCGUCGCCGGGCGCGUCUAUGCACGGGCGCUGGCCCUGCACCCAUCGCGCCCCGACCUGUGGCUCUCCGCGGCCGAUUACGAGCUGAACAGUCAUGCCGAUACGACGGCAGCGCGUGCGCUGCUCCAGCGCGGCCUACGCAUGAACCCCUUGGUCGAUGCCCAGGCCGAGGAGUCGCGUGGCCUGAAGCGGGCCCGCACCCACAGCGGCGCUCGCACAGCGCGCGAACCAGGCGCGCUCCGCUGGCAGCUCACGGACUACGAGCAGGACGUGCUUCGGCUCUGGGUCGAGUACAUGCGCAUGGAGCUCGUGUUUGUCGAGCGCCUGCGCCGCCGCUGGCGCGUGCUGGGCCUGGACAGUGGCGAUAUGCCUGCGGCGCCUGCGUCCGGCUCACUCGACGAGGCGCAGCGCGCCGCGCAGUCCGUCGCACCCGAGGAGCCGUCCGAUGACGACGAAGAGGCCGCGGCUGCCGAGGCGGCCGUCGACGCCGAUGUACCAGCGGCCGACGAGGUGGACGAGGACGCGCCUGCGCCGCACGUCGCGCCCGUGCGUCCUGCGGCCGGCCUGGCCGUGCCUGCGGGCCACCAGCAGAUUAUGAGCGGCUCUAUUCCCUUGGUCGUGCUGGAGCAUGCGAAGAGCAGCCUGCCGCCAAGCGUGCAGCUCUACUUGUAUGUGGCUCUCCUCGAGCUGUUCAGUGCCUUUCCGUUCAUGGACUCGACGGUCGUCCAGAGCCGCGGCCAGGUUUUGUGCCUGCGCACCUCGAAGGGUGUGUGUGGCUCGGGCGACCGGCUGCGUGCGCGGCUCAUGCAGCGUGUGCUGGACGCGAUGCAGGCGAUGCAGGAGGCAUGGGACGCCGCUGGUACCCUCGCUGCCUAUGUCAUGGCCAGCGUAUACCCACUGUACCACUCCCUCUCGGCGGCGGAGCCGGCACCACGCGACGAUCAGGCGCGCCCUGCCUCGCAGGCCGAGCGGGAAUGGGAAGACAAUGCGUAUCUGCACGGCGCGAGUCAGCUAUGUGCGACAUACUCGCCUGUCCUCGAUGGACUGUACGCGUGUGCGGCGGUGCCGGAGACACUGCGCCACGACCUGACGGCGGCCGGCCCGUACGGCCCGUGGUACCUGUGCCGCCCCGUCUGGUUCCUGCUGCAAGUGCUGAGCCGCCGCCUCGUGGUGUGCGACGAGGCCGGGGAUGAGCCGGCGCCUGGGGCCCCCGCGGACGCGGCAUGGCGCCCGACGCCGUAUCUGACGAUGCUCAUGCAGUCCGGCGACCUGCCGACGCUGGUCCAGGCCGCCGUGACGCACUUCCGGACGGCCGAGCCGACGGACGAUCCGCGCAUGCUUGCCUUCCACACGGCGCUGCAGUGCCUGCGCACGCCCAGCCGCAGCGGGAUCGACGAGCCGAACCUGCUGGCGUACCUGGAGCGCGUGAGUGCCCGGCAGGAGGCCCCGUUGGCCCGCCACGUGCCGUGGAUCGCUGUCGAGGGACUUGCGCGCCGCCUCGCUGCGAACGAACUGUCGUGGAGCGACGUCGAGGCACUCGUGGAUGCGCACGCUGCCGACCCACGCGCAUGGCUCCUGUACGAGCGGGCGGCGCGGCAAGGGACGACGACAGCGUCGCCCCUUUUGUUCUCGUGGUCGGACGAGGCGGCUGAGGCGCCUGCGCACAAGGCGUGGCUCCAGAUGCUCGAGCGGUGCACGCAGGCCGCGCACUUUCAGGACGACGCCACGGCGCCUGCGUGGGGCCUGCUGUCGGCGUGGAUGCACACGCCGGUGUCUGAGCCCAUCGACCUGUCGUACGUGUCGCCCACGGCAGCGCGACGCGCGCUGUGGCGCGAGUACCUGGACUGGGUGCAGGACGCCGCGCUGGCCGCGCCGUCGGAGCGCACACGCGAGGCGGCUGAGUGGGCAUGGGCCUUGUACAAGGAGGCCGUGCAAAAGACAGGCGCGGUGCUUGCGUCGUCCAAGCUUGUGGGCGCGGCGCGUGACAAUGCGCAGGCGCUGCAUGACCAUGUGGUGGCGCGUUUCCUGGCGCUGAGCACGUCCGUGCCGGCGCCGACGGCGCAAGGCCGUGCGGAGGGGGGUCGUGAUGCGCCGCUGACGUACGUGUUGGCGUCCAGCUCGGCGAGCGCGGCGUGCUGGCUAGACCUGGCGCAGGCGGCGCAGGUGGAUGCGCAUGCAUCCGAGCCAGAUGCGCCGCUCCUUGCACGCAUCGCGCAGCUGUACAAGCGCGCCAUCGACCAGGCGGAGCGCGAGCGCGACUUGACCAUGGUGACUACGGCCUGGCUCGCGUACUUGGGCUAUCUGGUGCGUGCGCGCCGCGACAUGGCGGGUGCGCUGCGUGAGUUGCCGACUGCAACGACGCGCAUCCGGACGCUCGGCGGCGACGAAGCGGUAGUGGCGUUCGAGGCGGCGUGGCGCGCCGCCCACGCCGCCCAGACGUAG